Messenger RNA from Botrytis cinerea B05.10, 1142 nucleotides. RefSeq lists its product as hypothetical. The transcript is spliced from 7 exons. Lineage: Eukaryota; Fungi; Ascomycota; Leotiomycetes; Helotiales; Sclerotiniaceae. The record is from RefSeq and is a predicted model, not a curated record. The coding region runs from base 48 to 962 and encodes 304 amino acids.
GCAUUCUCCAACAAUUUUUCUCAUUAUAUUAUCUUUCAAGUCCAAUCAUGAGCGAUAUCACUUUGCAACCAGUAGGCCUCGUAGACGCCGAAAAGCGUUACUGGGGACAAAAAAUUUCCACAAGCUCCAUGGAGAAAUUCAAAGAAUUUAGCAGAGCUAUCCCGCCUGACUUCCAGAACUAUCUUUACAUGAUGGGCGGAUCAAAAUAUUUUCCUUCGGGCUACCGUACUUACAAUGUUCCAGCUGCUGCCAAAGUCCUCUUUGCAAACUACAAGGCUUUACAAGACAUGGCCGAAAAAAUUGAUAAAAGUGUUUUCCCAACUUAUGGACGACUAAGGGAGCGUUUUCAUAGUUAUGCGACUGAGGCACAUGCACACUACACCGAGGUCCUAUCCCUUCUGGAGACAAUAAUGGCGGACGUCUUGGCAAAUUCGGAAUCAAAAUUCGCAGAUUGUCAGGAGCUCCGUCUUAUCGUCGAACCCAGAACGGAUCUGAGUUUUCGAAUGAAAGAUAAUGCUUCUAUAAUCAUCACGGAUCUACAGAGGGUCAGUUCGGUACUCAAAGCAUGUAUCAAGAAUAUCAACCAGAGCGUUGCCGACUUGAAAGCAUUUGUCGUGUUUACUCCUGAGGAGCAAAGGCAAGUUGAUAAGAUGAACAUCACAGGUUUUGCCGAAAAAUAUGUUUUGUCAAAGCUGGGUUUUGAGCCCUUAGCAUCUCUGGCCAUAACUAGGGUUCAAAAUGCACUCAAUGAUAUAGUGCCUGCAAUCACCGAGAUGCAAGAAGAACUUGGCAGAUGGGAAGCUAUCAAUUCUGAUCUGCUUGCCAUCGAGGACCUCAUUAACGAGGAAGAGACGACUGUUAUUGAAAUUAUAGCCACGUUAGAUAAUGAGCAAAUUCUUGAAAGGUGGCAGGAGCUUGGUGACAUAGUCCGCCUUGAAGAAAACCCACAAAAUGAGGAGUGAGAGGUAGUUGACUUGAUGGAUGAAGAAUAUUCGGUACCGGUCAGUUGGUGAAAAGAAUCCAUUUGAUGAGAUGUAGGCAUUUUUUGAAGGUACGGGUUAGUUGUAGUAUAAUAUGACUUAUAUGGAGAACUUGUUCAAAAGAAUUGUUGAAGUAAUGAACCCUGUGCAAGGAUAAGGCCA